GCGCGUGGGGCUGUGCUGUUGUCUUGGCUGGGAGCGAGCUUCUGGAGGCCCAGGAUCUACUACGUGGAGAGGGGCCCGGGCUGCACCCGGGGCGCUCUGCCCGGCCCUGCCGGCUAAGCGGCCAGCAAACAUGAAUGUUGGAGUUGCCCACAGUGAAGUGAAUCCAAAUACCCGUGUAAUGAACAGCCGGGGUAUGUGGCUGACAUAUGCAUUGGGAGUUGGCUUGCUCCAUAUUGUCUUACUCAGCAUUCCUUUCUUCAGUGUUCCUGUUGCUUGGACCUUAACAAAUAUUAUACAUAAUCUGGGGAUGUAUGUAUUUUUGCAUGCAGUAAAAGGAACACCUUUUGAAACUCCUGACCAAGGUAAAGCAAGGCUCCUAACUCAUUGGGAACAACUGGACUAUGGAGUACAGUUUACAUCUUCACGGAAGUUUUUCACAAUUUCUCCAAUAAUUCUUUAUAGAUGGACACAAUACCUUUAUUUAUUUUUUAAUGUGGUGCUGAGAAUUGAACCCAGUGCCCCAUGCAUGCAAGGUAAGUGCUCUAGCACUGAGCCACAACCUCAGCCCCAAGAAUUGUACUUAAUAUAUGUAAUAAUAACUAUCAUGAAAACAGUCAAAUAAUUUCUUAAAAUAUUUUUUUGACUCACAGGUAUGAUUUCAGCUAUUCUGAUUAAAUUCCUUACAUAACUAAAGAAACAACAUUGAAACCAUCUUUAUAGCAUUGAUUUUAUUUUUAUUUUAUUUUUUAUUUUUUAUUUAUUUUUUGUGUGUGGUGCAGAGGAUGUAACCCCGAAACUUACGUAUUCUAGGCAUGUGCUCUAUCACAGAGCUAUAUAUCCCUAGCCCCAGUACUUUUCAGAGUGCUUUCCAAUCUUCAUAUUUGAUUGUAAUUUGUCAGGUAGGUGUGACAUACAGUGUUAUUCCAGAUUUUUAGAUAAAGAAACAGAUUCUGUUGGGCACUGUGGUGCAUGCCUAUAAUCUCAGUGACCUUGGGAUGCUGAUACACAGGAGGAUAGCAAGUUCAAGGUUAGCCUUGGCAACUUAGCAAGACCCUGUCUCAAAAUACAAAGAAAGGGCUGGUGGUAUGACUCAAUGGUAGUGGGCCUCUGGGUUCAAGCCUCAGUAUUAGAGGGGCAGGAGAAAUAUUCAAAUGUAUGACUGUGCUAAAGAUCUUGCAGUUAUUUGGAAUCAAGAGCCCACAAUCAACCCUAAAUAUCUAUCUUCUAACUCAGGUCUCCAAUAGAUCCAUUAGUAAAUAAAUGCUUUUAGGCUUAUUUUUAAUGCAUUUAUAUUUUUUUAAGAAUCAGAUAAUUUUCAUAUAAUCUACACACACAAUUAGGUUUCAUUAAAACACCAGGUACAUAGGCUAAUAGUAUGAUAAGAUACACUAAAUUUAUUUCAGCCUAUCAGGUUAUAGAUUAAACCUAUAAUGAUGACAGCAAAUCAAAUGUGCUUACUAAAUGCAACUGAUAACCCUGUUUUAUUCUGUGAAGGAAGUAUAAAAAUAGUCUUCAAAGUCUAUGAAAGUGGGAAGAAACAAUAUAAAGCAAAAAUCAAAGAAUAUGGUUUACUCAAGAAAGAAUUUUCUGGCUACUUUUGAAAUAGAUGUAGAAUUUUUCAGUCUAAACAGUUCUGGUGAUGAUGUAUACAGUUGUCUGAUGUUUUCAGACAUAUUUGGAUAUAGCUGUUCUUUUGACCAUGUUAUAUAUGUCUCUUCCCUGAGGAGAAACGAAUGACAAUAGAGGAGAGGCUAUUAGAAUACUUUCCUAUGUUCUCUGAAAGUAAUUAGACUGACAACUAUAUGGAAACUAAAUUCUUAGUUUUGAUCAAGUAAGGCAUUAUGUUGAUUCACAUUCUAUCAAUGUGAGAGUGCUCUUUGUAGCCAGAGGAUAUAUUUGCACUCUUUAUAUCCUUGGGUAAAACUAGAUGUUCUGGGCUCAUUUUAUGGUCUUAAAGGUGGUUUACACUUAUUAAAACAAAUUCUCGGAUGGUUAAAUGUCUGACUGUGUGCAUGUGUUUAGUUAUAGCAAAACAGUUGUAAUUUUACAACAGUAACUUUCAGGUUUCCAGUUGGAUUGAUUAUAGACCUGUUCAACUAUAGUACAAAAAUGAGAACAUCAAAAGGACAACCAGUUAUUUAUUUCUUUCAAAGAUACUGAAUUGUACUACCAAAACCCUAAUUUUUCAAAGGUUUACAAUAGUGAUUCUUAACAUUUUGGUGAGUCACAAAACCCUUUGAGACCAUGAUGGAUGCUUUGGAUCCAGAAAUAUAUACAUAAAUACAAAACUACAUUUGAAGUCUCUGAGGGCAUAUGCAACCUAUUUUGAAAGCUUUCCACUUUAAGCUUCUGCUAAAUUGCAGUGUAUUCUAUUAAAUGUAUUUAACAUAAUUACAGAAAUGCAAAAUGUGCAUCACCACUAAACACACUUUUAAAUACCAAUCUAAAAUAAACUUGGACCUAAAUUAAAAUUUUUAUUUUAGUGAUCCAAAAUGGUUUUACUUUUAGGUAUUUGUGUUUGGUGGCCUUUUUUCUACCUUUUAAUUUUUUAAAAUUCUAAAUAAUUUCAUUUUUGGAUGUUACAUGUAUUCUUGACUUUUAUC
Molecule: messenger RNA, 2603 nt
Organism: Marmota monax (woodchuck)
Lineage: Eukaryota; Metazoa; Chordata; Mammalia; Rodentia; Sciuridae
Gene: Ormdl1
Product: ORMDL sphingolipid biosynthesis regulator 1
Exons: 4
Coding region: 131-622 (163 amino acids)
Biological process (GO): ceramide metabolic process; negative regulation of ceramide biosynthetic process; intracellular sphingolipid homeostasis
Cellular component (GO): endoplasmic reticulum membrane
Source: RefSeq, a predicted model, not a curated record